Molecule: messenger RNA, 747 nt
Organism: Helianthus annuus (common sunflower)
Lineage: Eukaryota; Viridiplantae; Streptophyta; Magnoliopsida; Asterales; Asteraceae
Exons: 1
Coding region: 1-747 (248 amino acids)
Source: RefSeq, a predicted model, not a curated record
AUGUGCAUGGUAAGGGACCGAGUUGUAGCUGGGAAUACAGGACCGGUACUAACGUGGGACUGGGCCAGGCUGUUCAUCGGGGGAGUAGAACUUCUGGAACUGCAAAGUCUGCUAACCAUAUUAUGUGCAGUUACGGUCGAAUCGGGUUGCAACAAAUUCAUUUGGAACUACGACGAGUCAGGCGUCUUUACUGUUGCAAGUCUUAAAAAGAUUCUCGGCUCCUUUAAGAGGAACCGUCCUAACUGCUUGUUCGUUUGGAAUAACUGGAAUCCAAAAAAAGUCGGGAUUGUUUCGUGGAGAGAAGAAAAGGAACGGCUACCGAUGAGAUGCCCGUUGGCAAGGAGGAGAAUAAACGUCCCAGAUUUGGUAUGUAUGUUAUGCAGGGAAUACGAUGAAACCGGAGAACAUCUCUUUGUAUUAUGUCACUUUGCGCAAACUAUUUGGCAAAACAUUGCAAUAUGUUGCAAAAUUCCACCCAUUAUAGCUUUCGACCUCAAAGAUAUUUUAGGGAUGCACGACUUCUGUCCGGGAUCAAGGAAGAAGAAAAAGGCCUUAAACGCCAUUUUUCUUGUUACGGUUUGGAGCAUUUGGAAAGCGCGAAACGAAGUUUUAUUCAGAAGUACUCAGCCAUCAGUUUCAAAAGUCUUGGAGGAAGUUAAAGCUCUAGCUUUCUUGUGGGUAAAGAAUAGGUCGAAAGAAGCCUCGAUGACAUGGGAGAAUUGGAGCAGUUUUAAUAUCUUUGGUUAA